CACCGAUCACUCCUAUCUUCUCACUUCAUCAAUACACAAAACAAACAAAGAAAAGAAAAACUGUACGUCAGAGUCCCGGAGAAAGGUGGAUAGGUAGUUAAGUUGCAGGAGUAAUGGCGAUGAAGAAGAAGAUGGGCGCGAUCAGUCUGAUGGUGAUGGUGGCGCUGAUCCUCGCCGCGGCGGAGCUGCCACACGUGGCUGAGGCGGUGACUUGCAGUCCGGCUGCUCUGAGUCCCUGCAUCGGAGCAAUAACGUCUUCCUCUCCGCCGUCGAGCCAGUGCUGCCAGAAGCUGAAGGAGCAGAAGCCAUGUCUGUGUGGGUACCUCAAGAACCCUAGUCUGAGGCAGUAUGUUAACUCUCCUGGGGCCAAGAAGGUUGCUUCUACUUGUGGAGUUCCCACCCCUUCUUGUUGAAUAUUGAAUGAAAAAUAGUUUUAUAGUGAGUGUGAUCGACAUCGAUCGACUAAUUAAUUAGUAUCAUACUCCUCCGGUCUUAACAUAAAAGAACCUUAUACACACUGGUAUAAAAAUCUUAUAUUUAGGAUCGGAAGAGUAGCAUAUGAGUAUUUGAGGAAUAAUAUCAGAAAAAUAUAUUACCCUCUUGGGGAAUAUAUUCAUGCUGUGUUCAAGAUUCUACUUGGUUAUAUAGCUUCAUCAAUGAUUAUGCCCAACUGUUUACCUUUUGGUUA
Neltuma alba is the source of this 688-nucleotide messenger RNA. Its product is annotated as non-specific lipid-transfer protein 2-like. NCBI's taxonomy places the organism in Eukaryota, Viridiplantae, Streptophyta, Magnoliopsida, Fabales, Fabaceae. Gene Ontology annotation, biological process: lipid transport. The coding region runs from base 114 to 413 and encodes 99 amino acids. The record is from RefSeq and is a predicted model, not a curated record. The transcript has a single exon.